Molecule: messenger RNA, 3442 nt
Organism: Ictidomys tridecemlineatus (thirteen-lined ground squirrel)
Lineage: Eukaryota; Metazoa; Chordata; Mammalia; Rodentia; Sciuridae
Gene: Znf189
Product: zinc finger protein 189
Biological process (GO): regulation of transcription by RNA polymerase II
Molecular function (GO): RNA polymerase II cis-regulatory region sequence-specific DNA binding; DNA-binding transcription factor activity, RNA polymerase II-specific
Source: RefSeq, a predicted model, not a curated record
GUUGCGGGGCGUCCCGGGAAGGUUCCGGGUGACGCCUUCUGGUCCGGGGGCGGACGGUCACAGAGCUGCUUGGCUGUAAGGCAUAGGAAUUGACAACCGAGAGGAGGCUCUAUCGAGAUCUGAAAGACUGAGCAGCCUGGCAGGGGAGGGGAUUCGAGGUUGGGGGACAGCCAGGGAGAGAGUCUGAUAUGCCGCUGGGGACGUGACCGCUCGGGGACCGAAGCAGGACCUGGCCUGGCCGGACCCAGCCAGGGAAACUCGUCUUGUUUGGGCCUAAUUUCCAGCAGUUGGCUAGGCCUCACCAGAGCCUUUCCGUGUGGCCGCCGCUCUUCUCUGGAGAGAAUGGCCUCCCCGAGCUCCCCGCUGGAGCCAAAGGUAAGGCACCAUUUUUGACCUUCUUCUGUGUCUUCUGCGCCUGGCAUGAUGCCUGGACCCAAAGUAGAUGCUUAAAGAACCUGAUGGAAUUGAAUUGAAUAGGGUCACAAGCGAAUGCGAAUAGAGAAUUGGAGCGGGACAGUGAGGAGGAGUGGGAUUAUCUGGACCCAGCUCAGAGAAGCCUCUAUAAAGAUGUCAUGAUGGAGAAUUAUGGAAACCUGGUCUCACUGGAUGUUUUGAACAGAGAUAAGGAUGAAGAACCAACUGUAAAACAAGAAAUUGAGGAAAUUGAGGAAGAAGUGGAGCCACAGAGUGUAAUAGUUACAAGAAUCAAAAGUGAGAUUGACCAGGAUCCCAUGGGUAGAGAAACCUUUGAACUUGUUGGUAGAUUAGAUAAACAGAGAGGUAUCUUCUUAUGGGAAAUACCACGGGAAUCUUUGACCCAGGAGCAGAAAAUAUUCAGAGGAAACACUAACGUUAUUCAUAAGAAACAAAACUCAGAAGAAAAAUGCCAUAAAUGUGAAGAAUGUGGAAAAGGUUUUGUCCGCAAGGCCCAUUUCAUUCAACAUCAAAGGGUCCAUACUGGUGAGAAACCUUUUCAGUGCAAUGAAUGUGGAAAGAGUUUCAGUCGCAGUUCAUUCGUUAUUGAACAUCAGAGAAUUCACACUGGGGAAAGGCCCUAUGAGUGUAAUUACUGUGGAAAAACCUUUAGUGUGAGCUCAACCCUUAUUAGACACCAGAGAAUCCACACUGGAGAAAGACCCUACCAGUGUAAUCAAUGCAAACAAAGCUUCAGUCAGAGAAGGAGCCUUGUUAAACAUCAAAGGAUCCAUACAGGUGAGAAACCCCAUAAAUGUAGUGACUGUGGGAAAGCCUUCAGUUGGAAGUCACACCUUAUUCAGCAUCAGAGAACUCACACUGAUGAGAAACCCUAUCACUGUACCAAAUGUAAGAAAAGCUUUAGCCGAAAUUCAUUGCUCGUUGAACAUCAGAGAAUCCACACUGGGGAAAGACCCCACAAAUGUGGUGAAUGUGGGAAAGCCUUUAGAUUAAGUACGUACCUUAUACAACACCAAAAAAUUCACACUGGUGAGAAACCUUUCCUUUGUAUAGAAUGUGGAAAAAGCUUUAGUAGGAGCUCAUUCCUUAUUGAACAUCAGAGGAUCCAUACCGGUGAAAGGCCUUAUCAGUGCAAAGAGUGCGGGAAAAGUUUUAGUCAGCUUUGCAAUCUUACUCGUCAUCAGAGAAUUCACACAGGAGACAAACCUCAUAAAUGUGAGGAAUGUGGAAAAGCCUUUAGUAGAAGCUCAGGUCUUAUUCAGCAUCAGAGAAUCCACACCAGGGAGAAGACUUAUCCAUACAGUGAAACUAAGGACACUUUUGAUCCAAAUUGCAGUCUUGUUAUACAGCAGGAGAUCUACCCUAAGGAAAAGUCUUACAAAUGUGAUGAAUGUGGGAAAACUUUUAGUGUUAGUGCUCAUCUUGUACAGCAUCAAAGAAUCCACACUGGCGAAAAGCCCUAUCUGUGUACUGUUUGUGGGAAAAGCUUUAGUCGGAGUUCAUUUCUCAUAGAACAUCAGAGAAUCCACACUGGUGAGAGACCCUAUCUCUGCAGACAGUGUGGCAAAAGCUUCAGUCAGCUUUGUAAUCUCAUUCGACAUCAGGGUGUUCACACAGGUAAUAAGCCCCAUAAAUGUGAGGAAUGUGGGAAGGCCUUUAGCCGGAACUCAGGUCUUAUUCAACACCAGAGAAUACACACAGGAGAGAAACCUUACAAGUGUGAGAAAUGUGACAAAAGUUUCAGUCAACAGCGCAGCCUUGUCAACCAUCAGAAGAUCCAUGCAGAGGUGAAAACUCAAGAAACCCAUGAAUGUGAUGCUUGCGGUGAAGCCUUCGAUUGCCAUAUAUCUCUUAUUCAGCAUCAAAAAUUGCAUACUGCAUGGAUGCAGUAAGUGUAGAGAAAUAAGUAGGCUCAGUUUAAUUUGAGAUUAUCUACCCAAGUGCAGUUUUAGUCUGGCUCAAUAUGAGUCAAAUUUUCUGGUAAAGCAAAUUGUCCUUGGCUUCAGGCAAAUGGUUUCUAAAGAUCCUGUGAAUAGUGGACACAUGUCCAUGGCCAGUUGACUUCUAAUUACUCUGUUUUCAUGAUCAUAGACAAAGACUUACUAAUUUAAGUGUCUUUUAACAAAUCUUUCAGCAGAGAAGUUGAACCCAGGUGUAGAACAUGGAAGUGCUCUAAAGGACAAAGUUGAAUUAGUGCAAGGAAACUGGGAGCAGCUGAGUUAGAAAACUGAGAAUAAUGAUUCAGAGAAUCUUCUGCCACCAUCUUCAUGGUGGUCCUUUCAAUUCCAUUACGUUUGGCUGUGCAUGCCAAAGCCUAGUGAUUAACCAUAUGUAAGUUGUCAAACAAAGCUCAGUUGUUUUUGAAAUCAGUAUACAAAGUUUUUGUCAUUUAUUUAAGAAAGUUAACUGUUCGGCAUGCGAGUUAAUAAAAGGCAGUUCCAGUGCCUGGUUAUUCCCAGAUCAGUGAAAUGAGUGAACCAUUAAGUUUACAUGUAAAGAUCAUGUGAGUAAUUAACAAACCUCGCCUAGCAAAGGUGUUACCAAGCAAUCUUUGGGAGUGCCUUUUUCCCCCCAAGAUGGGCCUAAAAAAGUAGAAGAUAACUGUUCUUUUGUGCUGUCCCAUCUGUGAAAGAUAUUUGUAAUACUAUACGAAUAAGCUUAUUCCUGCACAACCAAGGAGCAUGUGAAAGUGUACAUAUUUUGGUUACCAAGAAUUGGAAAUAAAAAGACUUGGAGUUUAUGCUAGGAAGCUUGAGAUAUUUUGGUAUUGCUUUGGGUUUUAUAGUAACUAGAUUUUGCAUGCAAUUUUAAAUUUUUUAUUUCUGGUUCUAGGGCUUCCUUUAGAUAAUGGUUGUUUUAUAAACCUGUUAAGUCAUCAUUUGAAUCAAUUAAAACCAGUUUUGUUUUUGUCUUUUUUUGCUUCAUGUAGGAGUUUUUUGUUAAAACCAGUCCUAUCAACUACAUUACUGUGUUUUUAAAAUUAAAAUCAAGGAUUUGAAGGAACUCA